GAUGAUGUCUACUAUAGCCCAAAAUACAAUGAUGAUCUUUACGAGUAUCGACAUGUUACUGUACCAAAGCAAAUUGGACGGCUACUAGCAGAAUAUGAGUGGAGAGGCUUUGGUAUUAAACAAAGCCCAGGAUGGGUACAUUACAUGAUUCACAAUCCAGAGCCACAUAUUCUUCUCUUCCGUCGCGAAAAGGAUUUUCAGAUCAAGUAUCCAAAUGCUACCAUCAACACCAAAGUUGGAGGUCUUGUUGGUUAA
Molecule: messenger RNA, 255 nt
Organism: Batrachochytrium dendrobatidis JAM81
Lineage: Eukaryota; Fungi; Chytridiomycota; Chytridiomycetes; Rhizophydiales
Exons: 3
Biological process (GO): regulation of mitotic cell cycle
Cellular component (GO): SCF ubiquitin ligase complex; cyclin-dependent protein kinase holoenzyme complex
Molecular function (GO): histone binding; ubiquitin binding; protein kinase binding
Source: RefSeq, a predicted model, not a curated record